AUGGCAGCCGGUGGUGGGGCUGAUGGAUUGCUCUCAGAUCUCAGACAGUAUGUGGUCACCCGCCCCAUUUACAAUGAACCUAACUUCCAAGAGGAUAAUGAGAGCAUUCCAGGACCAUCUAGAACUCUCCGGGAACGAGCACAGCAAGCUUGCAGCUGUUCCAAAAAAAGAGCCCUUCAGAUAACCAAGACCUUCUUCCCCAUUCUGGAGUGGCUGCCUAAAUACAGAGUGAAGGAAUGGCUACUCAGUGAUGUAAUUUCUGGUGUCAGUACUGGACUUGUGGCUACUUUGCAAGGCCUGGCUUAUGCAUUGCUGGUUGCUGUCCCUGUUGGAUAUGGCCUCUACUCUGCUUUUUUCCCCAUCCUGACAUACUUCUUUCUGGGCACAUCAAGACACAUCUCAGUUGGCCCUUUUCCUGUGGUCAGUUUGAUGGUUGGCUCAGUAGUUCUGAGCAUGGCCCCUGAUGAAAAUUUUCUCGUGGUCAACAGUAACAUGACGGGGCUGAACAAAACAGUUAUAGACACUGAAGCCAGAGAUGCAGAGAGAGUGCUAAUUGCCAGCACCAUCACGUUUCUGGUUGGCAUUAUGCAGCUAGUGCUUGGAGCUCUUCAGAUUGGUUUCAUUGUGAGAUACCUUGCUGAUCCACUGGUUGGAGGUUUUACAACUGCAGCUGCUUUUCAAGUGUUUGUUUCACAGCUGAAAAUAGUCUUAAAUGUUUCGACCAAAAACUACAAUGGAGUUCUUUCCAUAAUCUAUACCCUUAUUGAAAUAUUUCAAAACAUUGGAACCACCAACAUUGCCGAUUUCAUCGCUGGCUUGUUGACCAUUGUUGUCUGUAUGGUGGUCAAGGAAAUAAAUGAUCGGUUCAGACAUAAGAUUCCUGUUCCUAUUCCUAUAGAAGUUAUUGUGACUAUCGUAGCAGCUGGGAUUUCAUAUGGUGUUGAUCUGGAGAAAAAAUACAAUGCAGGCAUUGUUAAAAGUAUUCCUAGUGGAUUCUUGCCUCCUGAACCUCCAGCUGUCAGUAUGUUUGGCGAUAUGAUGGCCUCUGCCUUUUCCAUUGCUAUUGUUGCGUAUGCAAUAGCUGUCUCUGUAGGCAAAGUGUAUGCAACUAAAUAUGACUAUGCUAUUGACGGAAACCAGGAGUUCAUUGCCUUUGGGAUCAGCAACAUUUUCUCAGGAGCCUUUUCGUGCUUUGCUGCUACAACAGCGCUCUCUCGCACAGCAGUCCAGGAAAGCACUGGUGGAAAAACCCAGGUUGCUGGCAUAAUCUCUGCUGGAAUUGUGUUGAUUGCCAUAGUUGCCUUGGGCAAGCUGCUUGAACCUUUACAAAAGUCUGUGUUAGCGGCAGUUGUCAUUGCCAACUUGAAGGGGAUGUUCAUGCAGGUGUUAGAUGUCCCCCGCUUGUGGAGGGAGAGCAAGGCAGAUGCUUGUAUCUGGGUCUUCACCUGCAUAGCGUCUAUUAUUCUUGGACUUGAUUUGGGACUACUUGCUGGUCUGGUGUUUGCGCUACUGACAGUUGUACUGAGAGUUCAGUUUCCUUCCUGGGGUAGCCUUGGCAAUGUUCCUGGCACAGAUAUAUAUAAAAAGGUCACCAGAUACAAAAAUGUGGUUGAACCAGAAGGAGUGAAGAUUGUCAGAUUUUCAAGUCCUAUUUUUUAUGCUAACAUUGAUGGCUUGAGAAGCAGUGUCAGAUCUUCUGUGGGAUUUGAUGCCGUUCGAGUAUAUAACAAGAGGCUUAAAGCACUGAGAAAAAUACAGAAGCUAAUCAAGAAGGGGAAAUUAAAAGCAACAAAGAAUGGCAUAAUCAGUGAUUCUGGCACUACUAAUGAAGCUUUUGAACCUGAUGAAGACCCAGAAGAUCCUUCAGAGCUUGACAUUCCAACUAAAGAAGUAGAAAUCCAAGUGGACUGGAAUUCAGACCUUCCUGUCAAAGUCAAUGUCCCCAAAGUGCCCCUGCACAGUCUCAUUUUUGACUUUGGAGCUGUAUCCUUCAUGGAUGUAGUAGCAGUGAGAGCCAUGAAAACGAUUGUCAAAGAAUUUGAGAGGAUUGAUGUGCGAGUAUACAUUGCAUCACAUUUAGACCACAUCAUGAGAAAGCUGGAACUCUGUGCCUUCUUUGAUGGUAUUAUCCAAAAAGAGAUGUUUUUCCUGACUGUCCAUGAUGCUGUCCUCCACAUACAGAGUCAGCUCAUACACAGAGACACCCAGGACCCUAUAAUUGAAAAGAUUUCACUAAUGCAGGAGUCAAAGGAACCAAUUGGAUUCACAGAAACAAACCAGGAUGAAGAACUUGAUGUUCAAGAAGAGGCUAUGCGCAGACUUGCUUCAUGAUGGAAGAUUACAGAAUUCAUCAUAUCAGUGGACUAUGGGACAAAUCACAC
This is a messenger RNA of Gekko japonicus, 2381 nucleotides long. It is a transcript of the gene SLC26A4, whose product is annotated as solute carrier family 26 (anion exchanger), member 4. Lineage: Eukaryota; Metazoa; Chordata; Lepidosauria; Squamata; Gekkonidae. Gene Ontology annotation, molecular function: chloride transmembrane transporter activity; bicarbonate transmembrane transporter activity; secondary active sulfate transmembrane transporter activity. Gene Ontology annotation, cellular component: membrane. Bases 1 to 2331 code for a protein of 776 amino acids. The transcript is spliced from 20 exons. The record is from RefSeq and is a predicted model, not a curated record. Gene Ontology annotation, biological process: transmembrane transport.